AUUUUUCCCCAUUGAGUGUCACACAAGGAAGUUAUGCAGUUGCUUCUCUCAUCUGAUAAAAAUCAGCCAACCAUUUAAUUUAAAUAGUGUUUUAAGUUGCCAGGUUGUCACUUUUAAUAUUGAUAGCGGAUAAAUUGUUGAUCGAUAUUGUUUAGAAGCGUUAUUUAAGCAUCAGUGAAGCAACCACAAGGCGAUGGCCUUCCAGGCGUUCAGGACGAAUGGCGCCCCCACAUACUACGAUGCGAACCCCACUCCCUGGCAGGCGGACGUUCUGGAAGCGGGGCUGAUAUUUGCGUUCUGCAUCGUGGCAUUUUCCUUCUACAUCAUCCUACCCGGAAUAAGGGGCAAAGAGAAACUUUACACAUUUAUCCGGGUUACGGUCAGCCUUUACAUAGGAGCAGUUAUAGUGUUGACCAACUGGAGCUACUCGUGGGAGACGGCGCAUAUUCACACGCGCACCAAAUACAAAGCCGGCACGGGCAAGGAGAUUUCCGCUGACAUCGGCGUUCACAUCGGGUUCCGUGGCGUUAACAUAACACUGAAAGGCACACCGGAGACGCAGCUGAAUGAGACCAUCAACUACAACGAACACUUUGGCUGGGAGUGGGACCAGGGGCGUUUAGGCUUCGGGCCCAAUGCGGGGCCGUUCAACCAGGCGUACCGUGCGGCCCAGUACCGGGGUCUGCCCCUGCCGAUCCUGUGGAUCGCCGAGUACUUCACGUUCGACGGCGAGGGGAUCAGAUGGGGACGUCAUUACCGACAGGCUGGCUGGUUCUCGCACAUUUCGCUAUGGCUAUGUUUCCCGCUUUGGAUACUGACGAACGUCUUAUUCUUCGUGCUUCUCAAGUAUGGCGCGUACUGUCUCGUUCUGACCGGUGUCUGCAUGCUUAUCUCCAACGUCAUUUGGUCCACGUGGCGGAACGUGAACGACCUGAAGAUACCGUUCGAGGCUGGCUUCAUGGAGUUCUCGUUCGGCGGCUCGUAUUAUGUUUGUCUAAUCACGGGGAUCCUCUGCAUCCUCUGUGGGAUAGUUUUGAGAGUCCUUGACCUUGUAAAACCCAACGCCGCGACUACGUUCUUUGGCGUUGACGUACUACAAGACGAUGACGUCACGACGCCAAUAGAUUACAACGAACCGACGGACGUUAAGAUGCGGAAGAAUAACGGUACCGGUAUUGAAAUGAGGCCGACGGACGGCGGGAGAGCGGCGCCAUCCACGGCGGCAGCCCCCAUGCGAGUCCCGGCGGCUGUACCGGAAGAGGACGACGAUGACUCGAUAUACGAACCACCAGAAGCACCGCAACCGCAGACAAAAUACGAGAAAGGGAAGUCACGUGGUCUGACAAUCAGGAAGUUCCAGAAAUCCCGCAGGCACCGCCCUCCUCCCCCACCUCCGGAGGAACAGGACGUGCAAGAUGAUAUGUAUGUGAACGAAAGGUACGAAGUAGGGGCGGAUGAAGUACGGGUCAACAUGAACUAAAACAGUAUUUACUACGGCGUUCCGACUGGUGACUUGUAACAUGUAACUUAAAAUUAACACAUUUCUAAAUAUAAACAUCUGACAACUUUUCAUUACUAUCAGUGCCAACAUCCAAUUAAACUGAACUGACAUCUGACAUUUAAGACACAUUUCAAAAUGACUGACACAUUCCACAAAUAGGUCUUUUUCAGAUAUUAUUGUACUAUGGAAAACUUAUGGAUAAACGUAUCUGACACACCGACAACUUUCAAGUGUUUCUGUCGAACAAUGUAGACUAUUACUCAAUACAUUAAAAGGAAUUUCGCUACAAUUGUAACACAAUGUGUUUUAUUUGGUUUUUCAAAGUAUGUCACUAUAUAUUUGUUCUACAAAGCCGUUUUUGAUAUAUCAUAUUGCACACAUACCAAAUAUCUUAUUGAAUGCAUUUUAGCAAAGCAAACUAAUAUGCCAUACACUGUUCAUAGAAAAUAUAUAGUCUUUUUACACAUUAUUUAAUUCUUUUUGUAAGCACUGUAAACCUGUUUGAUUGUAUAUUUUCCUUUUACAUUAUAUUGUUAGAUUAUUAUUUUAACUACAAUUUUAAGAUAGUGUAUUAUAUGUUCACAGAUGCACAUUUGUUACAGCAGGUGAAACAGUUUGCUAUUGUACAGUUAGAUUACUGUGAAAUCUUUCCAUGCUCCAGUCAGUUUAUUGCAUCAAUAUAUACACGAUUCAGUAAGUUUAUUGCAGGAAUCCUCCAAUCAUUGACUCCAAGCGUGAAUUCACGCGUGUCACAUUAUUGCAUGUCCAAUGCGGGUUUCAUUGAUGAAGGCAAUCCGUGAAUAUUUGCUUAGUUAAUGUUGUUUCUAUUUGAAAAUGUAUAUCCAUGACAACCAAAAUAUAGGGUAAGGCGCAUUUCUCAUAAUUGCAAGUGUCGACUUAUUUAAAGAUUGCACAGUUUUGUAGCUGUACUGCCAGUUUAAGUCAAUAGUUAAAAUGUUUUGGAAAACUCACUAAUGCAUUUUAUUGUACAAUAUAGGACUGCCAUAAAGAAUAUUCAUUAAACUUAUGUUUUGCGACAAAAACCGCAUGUAUGUAUUGAAAUGUAAUGGUAGUAUAUGGUGCUACUUUUAAUAAAAAACAAAUCAGUCUCUUUUUUAAAUUUAAAGAAUUUUAGAACACAUGCUGAAUUAGUUUUGUAUUAUUUUUUUUUAUAUGUUUGCUAAUGGUUUAGAUCUACAUUAUAACAUCUGUUUUAGUAUUAUUUUAUAUUAUCCCAUUAUAUAUAUUUUGCUUUUAUAAUUUUUUGUAUAUAAUAUUCUUCAAUUAAUAAAACAACUGUCUGUAUG
Dreissena polymorpha is the source of this 2808-nucleotide messenger RNA. RefSeq names its product dual oxidase maturation factor 1-like. Gene Ontology annotation, cellular component: endoplasmic reticulum membrane. The record is from RefSeq and is a predicted model, not a curated record. Gene Ontology annotation, biological process: protein transport. The coding region runs from base 194 to 1480 and encodes 428 amino acids. The transcript has 11 exons. Lineage: Eukaryota; Metazoa; Mollusca; Bivalvia; Myida; Dreissenidae.